Molecule: messenger RNA, 951 nt
Organism: Scaptodrosophila lebanonensis
Lineage: Eukaryota; Metazoa; Arthropoda; Insecta; Diptera; Drosophilidae
Gene: Pis
Product: CDP-diacylglycerol--inositol 3-phosphatidyltransferase
Exons: 5
Coding region: 163-840 (225 amino acids)
Biological process (GO): phosphatidylinositol biosynthetic process
Cellular component (GO): membrane; Golgi apparatus
Molecular function (GO): CDP-diacylglycerol-inositol 3-phosphatidyltransferase activity
Source: RefSeq, a predicted model, not a curated record
AGAGGGAGAGAGCGCAUAGAAUAUAUACAAGUAAGAACUGUAGCAAUUAUAAGCGCACGGCACGCGCUAAGCAUUUAAUAGGCAGGACGAAAGGGGCCCAUUAAAAGGAAUUAAUAAAUUGAUAAGCUAAUCAAACGUUUGUUCGUUAUUAACGCGCAUAAAAUGGCCAUCGCCGAACACGACAAUGUUUUCAUCUUUGUGCCAAAUUUGAUUGGUUAUGCGCGCAUCGUUCUGGCUCUAAUUGCCUUCUGGUUUAUGUCAACGAACUAUGUGAUCUCUGGUUGGUGUUACGCAAUAAGUGCCCUUCUGGAUGCCGUCGAUGGACAUGCAGCACGGGCCUUUAAUCAGAGCACUCGGUUUGGCGCCAUGCUGGACCAACUGACGGAUCGUUGCGGCACAACAGGUUUGCUGGUCACCCUGGCGUAUUUCUAUCCUCGCUAUAUGUUCUGGUUCCAGCUAUCAAUUGCCAUUGAUGUGGCCUGUCAUUGGCUUUAUAUGCAAACGAGCGUUAUCGUUGGUCGUGUCUCGCAUAAGGUGAACGAUAACUUUGUAAUGCGCAUCUACUAUCAGAAGGAUGUAUUGACCUUCAUGUGUUGCGUCAACGAGCUGUUCUACAUUUGCCUAUAUCUGUUAAAUUUCACCUAUGGGCCGUUGAUAUUUGGAGCUUCGCUCUUCAAAAUACUGGCAUUCCUGUCGGCUCCAUUUGCUGUGCUCAAGUCCCUGAUCUCUAUAAUGCACGCCUAUGUGGCUGGCGUUGAUUUGGCUGCUGUCGACGUGCGUGAACGUCAGGAGAAGCGUCAGAAGGAGGAGGUAGCUGUAGGUGGCAAGAAGUUGGAAUAGAUUAAACAACUGUCGUCGGCAAUUAUUUAAAAGUACUAAGCAAAAACUUUUCGAUUCCAAAAUGAACUAUGAAUAGUCGAACUCUAGUUAUAUAUUUACAUUAGCACGCUA